CGUCUACAACACAAUUGCAACUUGGUAAGACAACCUCUGCAUUCGUCAUUGCUUCUAUCUCGAAACAACUCCGCCGCAGCCAAUGUUAUGUAAUCCACACAUGCAAACGUAACAAAAACCCCCAUUGUAUUUUACUCGCUCUCUUUCCCGUUUAUUUUAUCUUUUCAUUCUGCUUAUUAUGGCGCAAGUUAGAUUCUUCGACUUAGAACUUUUGAAGAAGCCAGGUGUUAUCUGGUCACCCAAUACUUGUAAAACUCGUUAUGCGCUUAAUUUGAAGCAAAUCCCGUACGAGACAAAAUGGGUCAAUUUCGACAGCAUAAAGACUGUCAUCCCCGAAGUAACGAAAUCGGAUAAGCGACCUUUAGUACCGGUGAUUGUCGACUUAACGAAUGGCGACAAAGUUGUCGAGGACUCGUGGGAAAUCGCUUUGUACCUUGAAAAGAACUAUAGUCAUAAAGCCGGUUCUAGCCUAUUCAAUGGCAACCCAGGUGUCCAUCGUUUCUUUCAAAACUAUUGCGAUCAUAAUGUUAUUGUCCCUAUUUUCAGAAUGGUCGUUCUUGAGAUACAUGCAAAUGUAGGACCUGAAGAACUUCAAAAUUGGUUCAGACAAGAUAGAGAGUCAAAAUUUGGUCAAACUCUCGAGGAAUUUGCUGGCAGUGAAGAAAACAAUAUUAAAGCUUUAAAAACUGCUUUGGUCCCCAUCAACAAACUUUUAGCUCAGUUUUCAUAUAUCACCGGAGAGACAGCUGGCUGGGCCGAUGUCGUACUUGCAUCACACUUUCAGUUCUUCAAUGCCAUCAGACCGGAUUUAUUCGAAACUGCUGUUUUGAAUGCGUUUGACGCAGCAGAAAACCAUAUUAAUACAUGGUGGAAUAGGAUGCAACCUAUUGUUACAGGCACGUGCAAUGGAAAAUUAUAAAAAAAAAGCAAUUAUGAAAACCUUUGACUUUUGAAGGAAAUGGAAAAAAUAAAUAAUCAAAGGCCAAUAGGAGCUAUAUAAGUAAUUGGGUGUCAUAAUGCUAGCAGGCCAGAAUAUUGAAAAAAGGAAAUCCCGC
Mycotypha africana is the source of this 1055-nucleotide messenger RNA. RefSeq lists its product as uncharacterized. The coding region runs from base 179 to 919 and encodes 246 amino acids. Gene Ontology annotation, biological process: L-phenylalanine catabolic process; glutathione metabolic process. The transcript is spliced from 3 exons. NCBI's taxonomy places the organism in Eukaryota, Fungi, Mucoromycota, Mucoromycetes, Mucorales, Mycotyphaceae. Gene Ontology annotation, molecular function: glutathione transferase activity; maleylacetoacetate isomerase activity. The record is from RefSeq and is a predicted model, not a curated record.